Molecule: messenger RNA, 996 nt
Organism: Cynocephalus volans (Philippine flying lemur)
Lineage: Eukaryota; Metazoa; Chordata; Mammalia; Dermoptera; Cynocephalidae
Product: serine protease 41-like
Exons: 6
Coding region: 1-996 (331 amino acids)
Biological process (GO): proteolysis
Molecular function (GO): serine-type endopeptidase activity
Source: RefSeq, a predicted model, not a curated record
AUGGGCGCGCGGGGCGGGCCGCUGCUGCUGGCGCUGCUGCUGUCGCCGCUGCUGUCGCCGGCGGGACCCGGGCAGCCGGGUGAGCUCGGGGGCGCUGCUGGACGGACAGGGCUGGAUGCGGCGCCGCAGGAAGCCGACCCAAUGUCAGGGCCCUGUGGCCUCCGGUCCAUCGCGCCGCUGAUCGUGGGCGGGGAGCCGUCGGUGCGCGGGCGCUGGCCGUGGCAGGCCAGCCUGCGCCUGCGGAAAGCGCACCGAUGCGGAGGGAGCCUGCUCAGCCGGCGCUGGGUGCUCACGGCUGCGCACUGCUUCCGAAGUCACCGUGACCCUUCCGAGUGGACGGUCCAGUUUGGAGAGCUGACUUCCACGCUGUCUCCCUGGAACCUGCGGGCCUACGUCAACCGUUACAGGGUGUGGGAUAUCCUUGUGCACCCCAGCUACAGGGGGAUUUUAUUCAACGACAUCGCCCUGGUGAGGCUGGCCUCCCCUGUCUCCUACAACAAGUACAUCCAGCCCAUUUGUGUCCUGUCUUCUACCUUCAUGUUCGAGCACUGGCCUGACUGCUGGGUGACCGGCUGGGGAGACAUCAGCGAGAAUUACACACACCGGCUGCCUCCCUACAAACUCCAGGAAGUGAAGCUCACAAUCUUAAACAACACCAGGUGCAAUUACCUGUUCAAACAGUCCUCUGCUCGUAGUGUAAUAAAAGAAACAAUGGUUUGUGCUGGUGCUGAGGAUGGCAGUGUAGACUCCUGCAGAGGUGACUCAGGUGGACCCUUGGUCUGCAACAAGAAUGGGCUAUGGUAUCAAGUUGGAGUUGUGAGCUGGGGAGAAGGCUGUGGUCGGCCCAAUCGGCCCGGAGUCUACACCAACGUCAGUGUAUACUUCCAGUGGAUCCGGAUGCUAAUCCCCUGCAGUUCACCAAAGCCAGACCCCUGCCAGUGGCUGCUGCUGCUGCUCACUCUGCUGUGGGCUCCCCGACUCCUGCAGUCGGCCUGA